AGAGAGAGAGAGAGAGAGAGAGAGAGUACAGAGAUGGGUCUCCUUUCGAAUAAGGUAGAGAGAAGCCAGAUCAAAGCAGGCGAUCACAUCUACACCUGGAGAGCCAUUUACACUUAUUCUCACCACGGCAUAUAUGUUGGAGGGAGCAAAGUGGUUCAUUUUACACGGGAACGAGAUACAAGUUCAAGUAUGGUAACCUCCCCCAGCUCUAGCUUAAAUUCAAAGCUUCCAUCAGUCUGUCCAACCUUUCCUGACUGUGGAUUCAGCCAACCCAACAGUGGGGUUGUCCUCACUUGCCUGGACUGCUUUCUUGGAAAUGGGCAUCUGUACUGCUUCGAGUAUGGAGUUACGCCUUCUGCUUUCCUUGCCAAGGUCCGGGGUGGGACAUGUACCACAGCGACAUCUGAUACCCAAGAAACAGUAAUCCACAGGGCAAUGUAUCUGCUUCAAAAUGGGUUUGGGAACUAUGAUGUGUUCCAAAACAACUGUGAGGAUUUUGCACUGUACUGCAAGACUGGACUUCUGGUCCAUGAUAGUGAGUCAGCUGUGGGUAGAAGUGGUCAAGCUUCUUCUUUCAUUGGCGCCCCUUUGGCGGCACUUCUUUCAUCUCCUCUGAAAUUGUUAAUGCCUGGACCUGUUGGGGUUGCAACUGCAGCAGCUGGGAUGUAUUGUGCAAGCAGGUAUGCUACAGAUAUAGGUGUUAGAACUGAUGUAGUCAAGGUGGCAGUGGAGGACAUGGCCGUGAAACUUGUUUGGCAUGACCCUGAUUCGCAACUGUCAACUGAGGAAUCUUCUAUCAUAGAUCCCACAGAAUCAACAAAAGACCUUGUCACUCUGAAUUAACAAAA
Molecule: messenger RNA, 848 nt
Organism: Telopea speciosissima
Lineage: Eukaryota; Viridiplantae; Streptophyta; Magnoliopsida; Proteales; Proteaceae
Product: protein LEAD-SENSITIVE 1-like
Exons: 3
Coding region: 34-843 (269 amino acids)
Source: RefSeq, a predicted model, not a curated record